CCGGCGGCGGCGGCACAGGCGGCGGGGGCCGUGCUGAGAGCGGCCGGGCAGGGCAGCAGCGGGACGGGAGGAGCCCGGUGCGCGGAGAGGGGCGGGCGGUGGUCGCAGCAGGAGGGGGGCGUCCCGCUGUCCCCCCCUCCGUCGUUCCGUCCUCGCGGCAGCAUGAAAGCCGUGAGUCCCGGCCGGCCCCCCAGCAGCCGCAAGGCGCAGCCCGGGGGGGCGGGCGGCGGCGGCCCCCCGGCCCUGCGGUGCCUGGCCGAGCACAGCGGCUGCAAGGGGGGCGAGGAGCCGGCGGCGCUGUGCCUGCAGUGCGAUAUGAACGACUGCUACAGCCGCCUCAGGAAGCUGGUGCCCACCAUCCCGCCCAACAAGCGGGUCAGCAAAGUGGAGAUCCUGCAGCAUGUCAUCGACUACAUCCUCGACCUGCAGCUGGCUCUGGAGACGCACCCGGCGCUGCUCCGGCAGCAGCAGCAGCAGCACCCGGCCGGCUGCCCCGCGGCCACCCCCCGGACCCCGCUGACGGCCCUCAACACCGACCCGGUAAGAGGCUGGCUCUGUUAACAAGCCGGGGGACAGCAUCCUCUGCCGCUGACCGCCGCUCCCCAGGUGAGUGCCGGGUCGCCGGGAGCCCCCCCCCCAGCCCGGUGGUCGCGAAGGGGGGGGGUUGAGCGCGGCCGCAAGCAUUCGCAGCAGGCUCCGGGGGGUUAGCUUUAAUUACCGGGCGGUUAUUUUAUUCCUUUUAAUUACCGUUUUUCCAACACCCCCUCAUCUCCCCCCUCCCUUUUUCACCCCCCCCCCCCCCCCCACCUCCCUGCCCGGAGCGCUUCUGGCUGCGGCGUGCAGCUGCGCAUCCCUCCGCCUGGCCCAGCCUGGGAGCCGCGCUUGUUGUUUGACCUGGUUUGUUUUGGGUUGUUGAUCAAGCAUGUCUUGUGUUUUGUCGGUGGCGCCAGUCGGUCUGGAGCGGAGCGGUUCACACACCCCCUCUAUUCAUUCCUCUCCCACAGGUGUGCGGCGGCGCCGCGCAGAGGCACCGCGGGGGGCGGGCGGCGGGGAAGGGGGGGGCCCGGCGGAAAAAAAAGAAAAAGAGCGAGCCGACCCCCCCGUGCUCCGCCCGGCAGAGCCAGCCGCCCCCCGGAGCGGUUUUUUCCCCCCCCUAGCCCCCCACCCGCCGCCUCUUCUCUCCGCCCGGCAGCAGGAUGCGAGCGGCGGGGGCAGCGGGGUGCCGGACCCCCCAGCGGCAAAAGUUGCGCCCCUGCCCCGGGACAGAGGAGCGAGCUCCAGCCGAGCCCCUAGGAGCGUAACUGAGGGAGCCAGCAGCCGAUCCUUGAAGCUUUACUAAUCUACCAGAGCAUUUGUAGAUAUAUUUGACAUCUAUUGUUUCAAAUAGAUGGUUUUAUUGGGGCCCAGGGAACUUUCUUCUCCCUGCAGGAGUGUUACAUAUUGUAUAGAUAAAAACGCGUGGCAUUUCAUACUGUGUAUAUAUAGAGAUGUUCUAUGAGUGUGAGAAAAGUAUAUGCUUUAAUAGACUACUGUAAUUAUAAAAUAUUUUUAAUUAAAUAUUUUUUGUAAAUAUUAUAAAGGUGUGUAUGUUUUUUUUAAAUCUGUGGGAAUCUCUUUAGGCAACUGCAGCUCAAGUACGGAGCUGCUUAUAUGGAAAUACCUUGAAUGUGUAGGGCUUUUUUGUCCCCAAUUGUCCCCAAAUAUCCUUUAGACUCGGAACCUACAGCUAUACCUAGUGGUCCUGCAUGAUUGCAUGAGAUGUCUAAUUGCAAAUGAACUUGUUUGGAGUCCAUACAAACGUGUUUUUCCUCAAUCUAGACUAAAAAUGUUUGUAAGUGUAUAAUACAUUUUGAGACUACACUUUUGUCAUUUAGGCACAGGGGUUUUUAGUGCGUUCUAUAAAAGUAGCAGUAAGAUGUAGUGCUUUUUUUACUGAAAAUAGACACUCUAUCUACUUUUUGCAUUAUGGGGUGAUGCUUUAGAUCUUUAAUCAGCUUUUUAAAAAUCUGCUGUUGCAUCAGAUCAAGAAAUUUGUUCUGGAACUUCAUUUAGUACCAAAAGGUUUUACUGCAAACCUGCAUUCCUACGGUCUUAUUAAUUGCUUAAAAAGCGAAAACAGUUCUCUGCUUGCAACCAAAGGGCAAACCAUUAACAAAAACAGUUACUGUUUCCUUCGUCCAAAGAGUAUUAAUAGGGGACUGCGGAAAGGCAUAUGGGCAAAGUCAUUAUGAUCAGUGGUGUAAACUCAUCUUAAAAUGAACUUAAGUAGACCAAAAAUCAGAUAACUGCGUCAAGAUUAUUUUUCUAGUACAAGAUGACUUUCAUUUCACUGCAGCUAUGUUACAGUUAAAAUCCUGUUUAAUCUCUGUGAUGUGUAACUACUACAUGUGAACAUUAAACUAGAUUUACCUGUCUUUAA
Molecule: messenger RNA, 2419 nt
Organism: Anas platyrhynchos (mallard)
Lineage: Eukaryota; Metazoa; Chordata; Aves; Anseriformes; Anatidae
Source: RefSeq, a predicted model, not a curated record